CUGGACUUUAGCUGAUUUUCAGAAACAGAACACAAAUAUUAUAAGCGUCCAUUUAACUCGGAUAACGUUUAAGUUGAGUUUUUUAUCAUGACAACUUUUCUACUUCUCUUUGGAUUAACUCUGUGUGUUCUAAAGUUCCCGUCAUCUACGCAUGGCCAAGCGGCGUACUCGAUAUGUUUAGAUGGCUGGCUUGCUUUCAAUGGUUCGUGCUAUUUGCUUGCCCAUGGUGAUGUAAAGUUAACUUUCACCGGAGCCGAGCACUUCUGUCGCCAGCAUAUCAAUUCACAUCUUGUUCACGUCAACGAUGCCCUUGAGAAUGCAUUCAUCAAAGACCAUCUCAGAAACCUGAAACCAAACAACUGGUGGAUGGGAAUCACUGACGAAGAUAUCGAGGGUGUUUGGAAAUGGUUUGAUACAGACAAAGUCGCCUCAUUUACAGACUGGCAGCCAAAUGACCACACACAUAAUAACGAGGACUGUGCCGUGUUCGCCGUUGGAGACGACUUCAAGUGGGUGGAUACAUACUGCACGCACAAUUCCUACCUGUACACUCCAAUAUGCGAAACUCCCUCCCGUUCUUGCGAGGAAGAGUUGGUUGUUGGAUAAAUGAUAUCGACUGAAGAUGUAUUAACAAAAUAAA
Molecule: messenger RNA, 640 nt
Organism: Mya arenaria
Lineage: Eukaryota; Metazoa; Mollusca; Bivalvia; Myida; Myidae
Product: C-type lectin-like
Exons: 6
Coding region: 88-606 (172 amino acids)
Source: RefSeq, a predicted model, not a curated record